AUGUCUCCUCCUGUGCCGGUGCUCCGCCUCAGUGUAUUCCUCAUCGUCUUCUUUAAAACCUCCGCCGCUCAGGCCGCGGAUCCUAGCAGCAGCAGCAUCAGCUGUGGAGGACACGAACGCUGCGGUGAUCUCCUACUGCCGUUCCCGUUCCACCUCAACUCCACCUGCAUCACCGGCACCAACUCCUCGCACUUCCGCCUCUCCUGCGACCCCAACGCCACGCUCACCCUGCCACUCGGCUCGGCCUCCUUCCGCGUCCUCGACUUCCUCCCGUCAGGAUCGCUCCUCCUCGACUACGCUCCCGCGUCGCCGUCCCCGUGUGACCUCGUCUACGCCGCAUUCUCCCGGCCGAACGCCCCGGCGGCCGCUCUCGAUGCCGCGCCCUUCCUCGCCGUCACGCCGGCCAAUGUUCUCCGCCUCUACGCCUGCGAGGACUCCUCCCUCUGUCGCGCCGGCUGUGAAGACGUUGCCACCUGCGGCCGCGCAGCGGGCGGCGCUAAGUCGGGGUGCUGCUAUCCGUUGUCCGAUGGCAGCUUGUGGAAGCCCGGCGACGGGCUUGGCGUUUUCGCGGAGUUCGGAUGCCGGGGGUUCUCGAGCUGGGUCAAGAACCGGUCGGCCGUGGCAGGAGCGGCGCCAGGUGCUGUCAGGGGGAUCGAGGUGGAGUGGGCCGUGCCUAAGGGCAGCGAAAUGGCGAAAUGCGCGGACGGUGCGGCCCUUGUCAAUGCCACGGCAGUGCGCGGCGGCGUGCGCUGCGUGUGCGCCGCCGGCCUCGUCGGGGACGGCUUUGCACAAGGGACCGGCUGCUCAAAAGGCACAUCCUGCAGUGACGGUGGUCAAGCAAGUGAUGGCAGGGAGUGUUGCCAGGGAAGGUUUUGCUCCAACAAGUCAGUUGCUCUUGCCGGGUUUUUCGUUUCGCUCUUCUUCCUCGCGGCGGCCGUCUCGUUUUGGUUGUUCCUCAGGCAGCCUUCCAAGGACACCCUCUGGGACGUCGACCCGGCGUGCAUCCCCAAGAUCCUCGGGAGCGUGUGCAACGCGAGGCAAUUCACGUACGAGCAGCUGGACGAGGCGACCAAGAGGUUCGACGGCGAGAAGGCCGUCAGCGUGGUGGACGGCACGGUCCACGCCGGCGUGCUCGACGACGGCACCGUGGUCGCGGUGCAGAGGAUCGGGUACGAGACGCGGGAGAAGCUCCGGCUGGUCCUGGACAGGGUAGAGCUCCUCUCGGAGGUAUCUCACCGGAACAUCGCCCGCGUCGUCGGUUUCUGCCCGGACUCCAGCAACGCGCUGCUCCUCGUGCACGAGCACUUCGCCGGCGGCACGCUGGAGGACCACCUACGCCAGGUGAGGGGCCGUGUCCUCAGCUGGUAUCACCGGGUCAACAUCGCCAUCGAGCUCGCCGGCGCGCUCACGUACCUGCAGGCGCACGAGGCGGCCCCCACGUUCCUCCACGACCUCAAGUCCAGCGAGAUCUUCUUGGACGACAGCUUCACCGCCAAGAUCGCCGGCCACAAGCUCGCGAGGCCGGUCGCCUACUACUGCGCGUCGUACGACCAGGACGUCGUGUGCAACUUCGGCCACCUCCUGAUCGAGCUGCUGACGGGGCUGAGGCACCAGCACCCGUUCGACUCGGUCGCACCCAAGGUGAGGGAAGGGAGGCUCCACGAGGUCAUCGACCCGACGCUCCUGACGGGGAAGCAGCUGCCGGCGCCGAACGAGGAGGUGAGGAAGGUGUUCGAGCUCGCCGUCAUGUGCUUGCUGAGCGCCGAGAACGGGCUCUGCAUGCUCGGCGUCGCAAAGGAGCUGAUGCAGAUCGUGAGGAACAACAUCGGGAGCAGCAGCAAGAUUGAGAUCUCCCUCGAGGGGACGUUCUCGAGCUCGAGUCUGCUGCAGAUGAUCUCCAUGUCACCGGAGACGAUGCAUCACCAUCUUCCUAGUUGA
Molecule: messenger RNA, 1938 nt
Organism: Oryza brachyantha (malo sina)
Lineage: Eukaryota; Viridiplantae; Streptophyta; Magnoliopsida; Poales; Poaceae
Product: probably inactive receptor-like protein kinase At2g46850
Exons: 3
Coding region: 1-1938 (645 amino acids)
Biological process (GO): cell surface receptor signaling pathway; protein phosphorylation
Cellular component (GO): plasma membrane
Molecular function (GO): protein serine/threonine kinase activity; ATP binding
Source: RefSeq, a predicted model, not a curated record